Cajanus cajan (pigeon pea) is the source of this 1067-nucleotide messenger RNA. The record is from RefSeq and is a predicted model, not a curated record. Lineage: Eukaryota; Viridiplantae; Streptophyta; Magnoliopsida; Fabales; Fabaceae.
AUGAUAGUGCAAACCUUUCUUGAGUCCAGGCGACACAUCUUCUCCUCUGAAGAGGAGAGGAACCUCAACUUUCAACAAAGCAUGCGAACAAGCUUUCAAUUGAACCAGCGAAACGAGAGAGGAUUUUCAAAAGUUGAACACGCUUCGCAUCAUCAUCAAAUACCGAGAGAGGGAGAGAGAGAGGUAACCUUGCGCGGCAAGCCGGGGAAAGCCGUCAAGUAUGGUGCGGAGUAUGCAAGAAAUAAUGGUAUCCCAGUUAUAUUGUUCCCUAAAGCAAAGGAUGAAUCCAAUGGAUUAUCUCCCAGUGACGUUGUUGAUACACUAAGGAAAUUCGAGGUCGAUUUUAUUCUUUUAGCUGGAUACCUCAAACUUAUACCAGCAGAAUUGAUUCGAGCUUAUCAAAAAUCUAUAUUGAACAUUCAUCCGUCACUUCUUCCAGCUUUUGGAGGCAUGGGCUAUUAUGGCAUGAAGGUUCAUAAAGCAGUAAUUGCUUCUGGAGCAAGAUUUUCAGGUCCUACAAUUCAUUUUGUUGAUGAACACUAUGACACAGGGCGUAUCCUUGCCCAGCGUUUGGUCCCUGUUCUUGCCAAUGAUACUGCAGAGGAGUUGGCUACAAGGGUUCUCAAUGAGGAGCACCAAUUAUAUGUGGAGGUAGUGGAGGCUGUAUGUGAAGACCGUGUGGUUUGGAGGAAAGAUGGUGUUCCUCUGAUCCAAAUCAAAGAAAACCCCAAUGAGUUUCGUUGAUUAUCUUUGAUAUGGGGAUUUUGGUUGGAGAUUUUGCUUAUGCAAUCUUCACAUUUGCCCCAAAUCUGUAGCUAUUGAAUUGUAAUUAUUAGGCAGGUAAUUUCCGGUGGCACUCAUGUCACAUCUCCUCUAAGAAUAUAAUAAGCAGGUGGAUUUUGAUACCGGGUUGCUAAGCAUACUUUUGGAGUCCUUCAUUCCCCACACAAAAUUCCAUUAACGUAUCAUGAUUUUGCUCCUUAAUAAAGAAAUUAUCUACUAUACUAUUUGGAUAAGAAAUUUGAUGUGCCAUACAACAUUUCUUAGUUUAUAAAUAGAGUUUGUAG